Molecule: messenger RNA, 7829 nt
Organism: Melospiza melodia melodia
Lineage: Eukaryota; Metazoa; Chordata; Aves; Passeriformes; Passerellidae
Gene: C2CD3
Product: C2 domain containing 3 centriole elongation regulator
Biological process (GO): cilium assembly; centriole elongation
Cellular component (GO): centriolar satellite; centriole
Source: RefSeq, a predicted model, not a curated record
CGGGAGGCGGCCCAGAUGCAGCUGCUUCUCCAGGGCCGACAUGACAGCCGGGAACGCACCGGGAACACCGGGACCCCCGAGAGCGGCCCCCGCCCCGCCGCGCCGGAAGCGGCUCCGCCAACAGCGCCGCCGCGCGGCACCGAGCGCGCCCGCCCGCCCGCAGGGCACCCAGGGAAACGUAGUCCGGCCCCCGCCGCUGUGCCAGGCGGGACGCGGGGCAGCACGGGAGCUCACGGGAGCAGUAGUCCCCGCCGCCGCGGCGGUUGCCGGGCGGGAGGCGCGGGCGGGAUGCGGCGGAGGGGAGGUCCCGGCGACCCCGCCGCCGCUGCCGCCAGCCUGCCGCCGCUGGUGCGGGGCCCGGCGCGCUGCUGGCUGCGCUGCUCCGUGCCCCGCGUGCUGUGGGCCGGCCCGCAGCCCGCCGCCGUGGUGCGGCUGCGCUGGUGGGGCGAGAGCUCGGGCGGCACCGUGCUGCAGCCCGCCGGCCGGGCCGGGCAGCCCGCGGGCCGCACCUGCGCCCGCUUCGCCGUGCGCUGCGGGCCCCGGCAGCUCGCCGCGUACCUGGCAGAUAUGGGAGUUCUUGUCCUGGAGGUUCUAACCAAGCGUGAGCACCUGCCCCUUGGCAGGGCACAGAUCACGAAGCUGUCCCAGCUGUCCCCCAGCCACCCCAUCAAAGGCUCCUUUGCUGUGGUGUCACCAACAUCGGAGAAACUCGGAGAGCUGCAGGUGUCACUGGUUCUAGAGCCUCUGCCAGAGCUGUAUGGCCCCAGCACCUGUGUGCCAGCCACGCAAGGAGGGUCAGGUGUUGCUGCUGCCCAGGGAAGCAGCAAGUGCCAGCCUCCUGCUCCAUCCCAGCAGCCCAGGCACGCCCAGGGGACUGUUCAACAGGAGGAGUCUGUUGACAACAGCAAAGCCACAUCUCCUAGAGGAAAGGACCAUUUGCUGUACCAAGAGAACUCUGAAAACAUGAAGGACACGUUUCCUGCUCCUCAUCCCCAUGGGAUUUUGCCAGAUGAAGAUGUGAAAAUGAGCCCUGAGGGUCAGCCCCUGUCGUUCCCCACCAGUGCCGAUCCCAAGGCGCUUCCCAGGGGCGGCACAUGGGUGCUCUCUGCGCACAACCCAGCCACAAAGGACCUGCUCUCAGCUCUCCUGGAUCAGGGCAGUAAACUCCGUGAUGCCAUGGUUGUUUCUGCAAUGAAGUCCAGCCCAGACAUGGAGAUUGAACUGAAUAAAAUGUCUCAUUUUAUAGAGAGAGACAAUUUUGAAGCACCAGCAAAGAACCCAAAAGGCUUGAAGUCCAGUUUGGUGCCCACUCCUGGAGAUCCCCAUCACCUUGGAUCUGAAGUUUCAGAUCAGCAGUUUGACCUAAACUCUGAAGAAAGAGCAAUCCAGUUGCUCUUGGGCAGUGCUGAUUUCUCCCCGGGGCAGCUUUGGGACCAGACGGGCUCCCUGUGGGAUUCCCUGUCCCUCGGCAGCGAGGUGUACGACAGUGAGCUGGGGGAUCCCCACUACGACCAGAGUCUGCUGGAGAGGCUCUUCUACACAGCCCCUAAAUCUGAUUCCAGUUUGAGUGAUUUCCUCAGUGAUGAUGAUGUUAAAGCCUCAAAAAAAGCAUCCAAGGCAGACACUGCCAAAAAAGCAGCUCCAGUGAGUCCACAGAAGGAUUUUCAUGCCUUUGACCAGAAUGUGACAGAAACUAAACCCAGCUGCUCUCCCACUGCUCCUCCAGAAGACCACAGAGAAAUGUCUCUUCUCACAUCCUUGGGUGCAGACAGGUUGGCAUUGCUGCAGCGAGUACACCUGGCCAGAGUCACCAUAGAAAGCCUGAGAAUCCCUCCUGAGAGCAUCCAGACCUCCCCCAGGAGGAAAGGUUUGCUGGGGAAGCCUCCACGGCCCAUGUCUGUCCAUAAGUGCACCUUCUUUGUGGAGUACCACUUUCCUGUGAGGGUCUCCAAGGAUGGAAAGGGACAGGUCUCCAUAGCUACAGAAGCAAUUCGAGUAGCCUCAAGUAAAAUCACAGAUGAUGUGGUGAAGUUCCAGCAGCAGUCUGUGUUCCCUGUGUGGCUGGGGGAAAGGAUGAUGGAGCACUGGUGGGGCUCUGACCUGGCUUUUAAAAUCUACAUGAGAAAAAGCACACAGAAAAAGGCUGUGGCCAUUGGCUCAGCAGCGCUUCAGCUCCGCAGGGUGAUUGAGGCUGAGCAGCUCAGUGUCAGCUGGGACGUACCUGUGGAAAAAGAUGGAGAGCACACACAAGUUGGGCCCCUAAAGGUGUCCCUGCAGCUCGUGGCCAGCGCCGCUGCCAGGUCAGCCACAGCCGGGCACCCAGCCCCAGCUCCCCAGCUGAGAGGGGCCCAGCUGGGCCUGCAGGAGCCCAGCAGGAGGGGUGGAAGUGCAGGAAUCCCUCCCUGCUCCACCAGGAGCCCCGAGGAGUGCCGGGGGCCGGGAGCGGGCGGCAGGGACAUCGCGCAGCCGCUGUGCCCUGUGCCAGUCCGGGAUGAGGUGGCACACAUCCCCCCAGCUGAGGAGCAGGGCUUGCUGCUGCACGUGCUCCUGAUGGUGCCUGAUGGAAAGGACUUCAUGGCUGAAGGCUCUGGCCUCCCCAGUUCCUGCAAUGUGUAUCUGAACUGCAAACUGCUCAGCAGUGAGGAGGCAACGAGAUCCGCUGUCGUCUGGGGCACGAGACAGCCUGCCUUCAAUUUUUGUCAGGUGAUGCCUUUUUCAUUGACCUCCAAACGCUUGGAGCGGCUGAAGAACAAUGUCAUGAUCAUUGAAGCAUGGAACAAGCUGGGAAGCCCUGGCUCUGACAAAUUGCUGGGAUUAGUGAAACUCCCUCUGCAUCAGUUUUACAUCUCGUUCAAGGAUCCCCGGGUUUCCCAUCUGCUCCUGCAGGCUCAGUACCCGGUGGUGGCCGUGGAUGGCCUCGUGCCCGUGGUGGACGUUUUCACGGGCAGCACUCGCGGCAGCCUGAGGGUCACCCUGGCCAUGGGAUCAGCUGAGCAGAUCGUGGCCCUGCAGAGACUCAAAUCUGAGGAGGGAAUGGUGCCCCCAGUCGCACAACGUCCUCCUCACUCCCUGGACCAUCUGGCUACACAACCCACACUGCAGUUGGACCCAGGAGGGGAACACCUGAUGGAGCACGUGUUUGAGAUCCACGUGGAGAGUGUGAAGGGACUCACUCCCCUGCAGUCCACAGUCUGGGGAGAGGCUGACUGCUACAUCCAGUACUAUUUCCCUGUUCAGGAGGCUGGCUGUGGUGCACUGCAAGGACCUGGACUGCAUGAGGAUGGCAUCACAUUAAAGCCAUUUAGAACAGCUACCACCUUGUGUGUCCCUGAUCCCAUCUUUAAUGAUGAACAUCAUCAUUCCCUGUUGGUUCCUGCUGAUGUCCCAGUCCAGAGGCUCCUGGUCAGUGCAUUUAUGUCACCAGGAGCAGCAGGAGGCGGAAUCCAGUUUGAAGUCUGGUGCAGGUAUUAUUACCCAAAUGUCAGAGACCAGCUGGUUGCCAAAGGGGCCCUGCCUUUGUCACGGCUCUGUGCCAUGGUGACUCUGCAGCACCGCGAAGAAAUAGGGAUUCAAACUUUUAACCUUCCCUUGGUCCCCCGGAGUGAUUCCUCAGAGGAAUUUCAUCUGCAGUCUUCAGGUUUGCUGGAUGUGAGUGUGAGGUAUCAGCGAUCCCUGAAAACAGCAGAAAGAGAAACUGCUCAAGCUGUUUCUCUUUCUGUACAAAUACAUAGGGCAGCUGGUUUGCAGGCAGCAGCCAGGGCAGUGGCCCGGAGGAGCCCCUCAGUGCGGUGCCACGCAGGGACGGGGGUGAACGCCUACGUGUGCGCGCUGCCGUCCUUCCUGCCGCCGGCGCGGGCGCGCCGCACGCGGGCCGUGCCCUGCUCCUUCUGCCCCGAGUUCGGGCAGCGCCUGCGCUUCCUCUGCCAGCUCGUCACCCACAACAGCACCGGGGAAGCCUCUUCUCUGGGGGAGCUCUUGCAGUCUGGCAGUGUUUUUUUCUCCAUCUACCAUCAGAGCACCAAGUCAGCCACUGGCAAACUGGCUGACAGAACAUCCAGAGAUUAUCUUCUUGGGACAGUCACGAUCCCCACCAGAGACCUGCUGACAAGGAGAUCAGGUGUUUCAGGCUGGUUCCCAGUGACCCUCUCCGAGGCGCCGCUGUCCCCACAGUGCUCCAACGCCCUGCAGGCCGUUGUGGGAGGGCUGGAGCUCUCGGUGGCCUUUGCCCAGCAGGGUGACAGGGAGCGCGUCCUGGAGGCCGCCCGGCUCCUGGGCUGGAGCAGCGAGGAGCCGCACGGGGACGGCAGCGAGGACUGGGAGCAGAGCGCCGGCCCGGUGUCCGUGACCGUCUCCACGCCACGGCUGUGGCUGCCCCUGCACUGCGUGCUGCUGGCCGGGCAGGCUCACCUGCACGAGAGCACCCGCUGCUACCUCAGGUACAGACUGUACGACCAGGAGCCCACCUGCACGUGGCUGCGGCGGCCAGAACUGAGCGACGACAUGGAGAGCGUCACGGUGAGCUUCAGGAAACCCAGCAAGGUGACCCUCAGGAGGAGCCAGGGGCUGCUGUGGUUCUUCAGGGAGGAGAAGUUGGAAAUCCAGGUGUGGUGGGCCUAUGGUAAGGACAAUGAGGCGGAAAGACCCCUGGACACAGAUCGUCUCAUUGGAUCUGCCUACGUCGACCUGGCAGCGUUGGCAGAGGAAUCCAGGAGAACGCUGAGUGUCAGUGGUGUUUACCCCCUGUUCAGGUGCAAUGCUGCAGACCUGGCAGGAGCCGCCGUGCGCGUCCACGUCAGCGUCGCUCCCAGUGCCCCUGCCCUGCCCAGAGCUCCCUGUGCUGAGCAGGGCAGCAGCAGCAGCAGCAGCAGCGAAGGUGGAGGCACAGGGGACAGCCCUGCUCGGGGCCAGCAGCUCUCUGACAAACAGCAGGUGGAUGUUGAAGGUUCAGGGAUCACCAAUGGCCAGCCACAGGAAGAGGACAUGGUGUUUCUGGAAAACACAGUUGCUGUCAAUAUCCUUGUGGAGAGAGCAAUGCAUCUAAGUUUAAAAGGAAGUCCCCUGACAGAGCGUGAGGUGGCAGCCCCCAGCAGCUGCGUGUCCUUUGCUGUGGCUGGGGCAGAGGCUCCAGUCACCACGCCAGUGGUGGGAAAUACAGACUCACCAGUCUGGGACUUCCAGCAGCAGGCAAGAUUAUCCAAAGAGCUUCUCCUAGAUCCACAGCAAACCUUGGUCUUCAAAGUAUGGCAUAAAGCAGAGUCGGAGCGCGUGAUCGGGUUUGCGGCCGUGGAUCUCUCCCCGCUGCUCUCGGGCUUCCAGCUGGUGUGUGGCUGGUACAACAUCACCGACUUCAGCGGGCAGUGCCGGGGGCAGAUCAAGGUGGCCGUGUCCCCUCUGCAGAGCAUCAGCAGCCUGAGGGAGGAGCGGCAGGCCAGGGCCCGCGGCCAGCCGGAGAGCUCUGCCGUGAAGGUCAGCUUUCCAGCAUGUCCCAGUAAUUCUGCACACUUGUCCAAGCAGAUGUUGAACUCCUUGUCAAAGGAAGUCAGCGUUCCUGCUCGAGAGCACAGGAUGGGCCCCGCUGGCACACAGCCCCCCCGGCACGAGGAGCACAUGCAGAACGUGCGCCGCUUCCACGAGUCCCUGCAGCGGGCAGAGGGGAGCCCACGGAGAUUCCAGGGAUCCCUGCAGCAGGAGGACAGGAAUGGGAACGCGUGCCACACCACCCGGAGGGACACGGCACCGCUGGCCUCGCGCGCCGCGCUGCUCACCGCGCUCAGGAAGAACUUGAGUGAGCUGGAUGAGGUUCAGAGGUACUUCAGUGAGAAGCUGACCAGGUCUUUUCCCGACUUCAGCACCUCCAGACCAGGCCAUGAGGAGCGGGAGAGUGACCGUCAGGGCUCCAUGGGCAGAGAAGGGGAUCCCAAAGGCUGCCAUCUCUUGGAAAAAUCCAGUCAGUUGGUGUCCCAGGUCAGCAGCCUCAUCAAUGACUUGCAGACCAUAACUAAGAACAGCAAGGCAGCUUCUGGGGAGCACCAGGAGAGCAGCAGGAAGCGGGGUGCCUGGGCUGUGCCCGGCUGGCAGCAGGGAGGAGGCAGCCCUGCAGCUCCUGAGGGCCAGCUGGAGGUGCCAGCUGUGCCCAGCGUUCCCAGGGACACGCAGCAGCCGUGCCCUGCCGGCAGAGCCGUGUUUGGGAGACACAUGUUGCACCAGCUCCUCGGCCCCAUUGUCCCUGAGGAUGAGCAUCCUUUUGGCCAGGAAAACGAAGGUGCUUUUGCCACCCAGCCUCACAGUGAGGAGGAGUAUGAAGAAGAUGUAAUAGAACCACGAACUCUGAAUGAAAUUACCACCAUGACAGACAGGACGAGCCCCUGGUCCAGCAUCAUCUCCGAAACAGGGCAGGGGGCUGAGCUGCAGCCGCUGGAGCCCAGGCCAGAAGGGCAGCAUUCCAUAGAUGUGGGGUGUUUCCAGAGAGGGAACAGCAGCACCUUGUCCAGCAUGCUGCAAGGGGACAGCCAGGGCCUGCUCAGCACCCUGAGCCCACCCGUGAGCCCCAGUGUGGGUGGGAACAGCCCCUGGGGAGCUGCAGGAGACCUCCAGGGCUUCCACAGCAGCACAGGAGCAGCAGCAGGAGACCUCCAGAGAGGGAACAGCAGCACAGGAACAGCAGCAGGAGACCUCCAGAGCUUCCACAGCAGCACAGGAGCAGCAGCAGGAGACCUCCAGGGCUUCCACAGCAGCACAGGAACAGCAGCAGGAGACUUCCAGACCAUAAAGGAAAGUGUGGAGCUCCAUGCAGGCUCCAAGGAGCUGCUGCCAUCCCCAGCAGACAUGGGUUUGAGCAAUGAAAAAGGCACUGAGAGAGUGGAAGAGGAGGAUGCUGAGGCUGUAAAUGGGGAUCAUCGAGGCAAGGCAGGCAGUGGUUCUGAUGAGAACUGUGCUCAGAGUGUAUCAGCCCAAGCUGGCUCGGAAAGAAACAGUGAGAGCUUCCCUGAUGACAGCAGUGAGGACGCAGUGGAAGGCUCAGAAAACCCCAUCAAACAAAAAGUCACCUUAUCUGAUCCUGUGGUUGUUCCCAACUUCUUCCUUCCACCCCAGGAGAUGGAAGCCUCCAUGAGACUGCUCUGCACGUCUUCCCAUCCUUCCUCACCUCCAAAAGAGCGGAGCGGUGCCUGCAGGGAUUCCCUACCGGAGAGCGGCUCGGCCCAGGCCCAGCCCGCAGCUCUCGCAGGAGGAGGCCAAGAGGAUCGCCAGGAUCUUCUCUGCUCAGCUCUCCACGAAGGAAUAGUGCUGCCCAGAGACCCUGCACAGCACAGCUUCCUCACCAGGCACGGGCAAAGGCAGAGCCCCCCAGGGAAGGAGUGGAGGCCACAGCCUUCAGGCUCUGCUUUUAGUUUGCCUCAUUGGCUUGUUAAUUGGAGUCCCCUGUUUAGAAGGGCUUAAAGCCUGUGGCACCCACAGGGAGCUGUGUCCUGUAGGGGCAGGUCCCCAGUGAGACACACCCCUGUGGGUAACCCAUAACCUGUUAUCUGCUCUCCAACUAGUCCAGUUUUAGGAUUUAUUCCUGUCAAAUAGCCCUUUCAAAAAUAGUUGGUGGGCAGCACAAUUCUCUGUUUCCUCAGGUGCCCAAAGUGCUUGUGUGAACACAGACCGAGGGCACAUAAAAUCUGGUGGGUGUACAAAAGAGGGUGACUAGAAAGAUGAGACUUUUAUAUUUAUAUUUAAAUUAUUUUUGUACACCUUUCAGAGAACAGACUUUGAUGCCAGCAGAGCUCAGUUAUUUUUGUACUGCUCUCUCCAGUGUUUGUUUCAAUAAAAUUCCAGUUUUCUUGUCA